Messenger RNA from Tribolium castaneum (red flour beetle), 709 nucleotides. Its product is annotated as alpha-crystallin A chain. The transcript has a single exon. The record is from RefSeq and is a predicted model, not a curated record. The coding region runs from base 87 to 560 and encodes 157 amino acids. NCBI's taxonomy places the organism in Eukaryota, Metazoa, Arthropoda, Insecta, Coleoptera, Tenebrionidae. Gene Ontology annotation, cellular component: nucleus; cytoplasm. Gene Ontology annotation, biological process: response to heat; protein refolding.
UCGCCGCAUCCUCGCCAGAGUUGAAUCGAAAGUGCAAGUAAAAGCGAACAAAGCGACUAAACAAGCGAGUCAAAACACUCAAAAAAAUGGCUUUGUGGUUGUACACCGACCCCUUCGACUUCUACCGACCAGCUCAUCGUUUCCUGGAGCGCUGGUUCGACCCGGAGGACUUGUUCCCUCGAGACUUUAGGCUGCUACAGGACCAUGGGUCUAGUGAUAUUAACUUCGACAAGGACAAAUUUCAGGCCAACAUCGACGUGCAGCAAUUCCGACCUGAAGAAAUCACGGUGAAGGUGUCGGACGACACCGUCACCGUCGAGGGAAAACACGAGGAGAAGAGGGACGAGCAUGGGUACAUUUCCAGACAUUUCGUCCGGAAAUAUGUCUUGCCCAAAGGACAUGACGUGAAUCGGGUGGAGUCCAAGUUGUCUUCGGAUGGGGUCUUGACCAUCACUGCCCCGAAGGUUGGCGAUGGGAAGGAGCAGGAGAAGAGCAUUCCGGUGGUGCAGACGGGACAGCCUACACCAGCGGUGCAACAAAAGCAAGAGGAGAAGAAAUAAUCACCUCGAAUUUUUUUUAAAUUUUUUCUAAGUCAUUAUUGUAAUGAAAUAGACUGAUUUUGUGAUAUUGUUACCAAACUUAAUAGUGUAUUAUCAAGUUUUGUUAUUCUCCUCUUUAAAAUAAUAAAUAAAUUAUUCUGGUUAUAAAA